Messenger RNA from Dendrobium catenatum, 1781 nucleotides. RefSeq names its product xylulose 5-phosphate/phosphate translocator, chloroplastic-like. The transcript has 2 exons. NCBI's taxonomy places the organism in Eukaryota, Viridiplantae, Streptophyta, Magnoliopsida, Asparagales, Orchidaceae. Gene Ontology annotation, molecular function: triose-phosphate transmembrane transporter activity; phosphoglycerate transmembrane transporter activity; antiporter activity. The coding region runs from base 195 to 1406 and encodes 403 amino acids. The record is from RefSeq and is a predicted model, not a curated record. Gene Ontology annotation, cellular component: Golgi apparatus.
AUUGCUGGGAACCCCAACAAGAAGCAAUGGAUCCUAUGCGCUCAUCAUUCCUUAAUAAUAAAUACAUCGCCCAAUUGAUUUAUGCCGCUGUGAAGAUCUCCAAACGGGGGAGAAAUAUAAUAUAAAAUGGCCGUCUGCGGAGACCUUGACGCACAGUAAGAGAAGAGGGAGAGAGAUAAAUUACAGCAGACGCCAUGAUCGCCUUCCACACCUUACACCCCUUCGCGCCCAGACCAGACGGGUGCGUAAUGCAAACCCGACUCAUGCGCAGCCAAAAUUUUACCCACCAUAUCCCGCUCUUGGCUCUCCGCAAAAGACCCUCGGCCACAAGUCUUGUCGGAAUACUCAAAGCUGCGGCUGUGCCGCAGCCACCGCCGGGAAAGAUCAACGCCGACGAAGACCUGAAUCCCUCUAGCCACAUCAAGUACAAACCUCUCACCGCAAAACUGCCCAAAAAGAACGAUACGGUGAAACUAGCGGCGGUCUUUGGCCUCUGGUGCUUCCAAAAUGUGAUUUUUAACGUAUACAACAAAAAAGUUCUCGGCUUGUUCCCGUACCCAUGGCUAAUCGCCUCGUUUCAUCUCCUGGUGAGCUCUCUCUGGAUGACGGGACUCUGGGCAACAAAGCUUCAGCCUUUUCCCCGCGUCAACCGCAAGUUCCUUCUCGCUCUGCUGGGCCCCGGCUUAUUCCACGCGAUCGGCCACACCUCGGCCUGCAUCGCCUUCACCAAACUCGCCGUCUCCUUCAUUCAAGUCAUCAAUGCGUCGGAACCCUGCUUCUCUGUUGUCAUCUCUGCUCUCCACGACCACUUUUACCCCAUCCACAUUUGGCUCUCCGUCAUCCCAAUCGUUGCAGGCUGCGCCCUCGCCGCAGUUACAGAGGCAUCUUUUAACGCCGCAGGGCUAUGGGGAGCUCUCGUAAGCAAUGCUUGUUUCGUUUUGCGGAAUAUCUAUUCGAAGCAGAGCUUCUACGACUAUAAACACAUUGAUGGGCUUAAUCUCUACGGCUGCAUCUCUAUUGUCUCCCUCUUUUACCUUAUCCCUGUUGCUGUAAUUGUGGAGGGACGUCACUGGCUGCAGGGUUACCAGACGGCAAUCGCAGCAGCUGGUUCGCCGUCGUCGUUCCUUACUUGGGCUCUCCUCUCCGGCGUGUUCUACCAUCUAUAUAACCAAACUUUAUACCAGGCAUUGGAUGAGAUUAGUCCACUAAGAUUCUCAGUUGGUGAUGCGAUGAGGAGGGUUGUAGUGAUCAUUGCCACUGUGAUUGUAUUCAGGAAUCCAGUUAGGCCAUUGAAUGCUGUCGGUUCAGCCAUGGCGAUCUUUGGAACAUUCUUGUAUUCUCAGGCUACAGCCGUGGGGACGAAGAAGGGCAAGAAGAAAAGACAGAUGAUUACUAAGGAGAGGUGAGCGGUUGCUGGUGAUUUUGGAUUAUUGAAUAGAGGAGUCCUGCUAAGAUCGAUCAUUUCUAAGUGAUGAACUUCAGUCGAUCCCUUUAGAAGAGAAUAACACUUGCAGCUUAAGAAGGGGGUUAAGGAUAAUGGCAGUUCUAAGUAUUUUUUUUAAUUAUUUUGUGAAUUCAAUAAUAGAUGUAAGGAUGAAUGUAGUGUGGUUCAUGCUCUAGGAUUAGGGGCGUGAGUUAAGAUCUGCUCGAUAAAUGGUUGGCGAGCUUAGUUUAAUAAGCUAAAGAGAUAAAUUUGAGUCAAUCUCUCGUUAGCUUGUUAGUCGGCUCGUUUAAAAAAUAUUACGAUAAAAUACACGAAAGUGUAGAGAUGUGGGAGACAU